Cokeromyces recurvatus is the source of this 417-nucleotide messenger RNA. RefSeq lists its product as uncharacterized. The coding region runs from base 1 to 417 and encodes 138 amino acids. The record is from RefSeq and is a predicted model, not a curated record. The transcript is spliced from 3 exons. Lineage: Eukaryota; Fungi; Mucoromycota; Mucoromycetes; Mucorales; Mucoraceae.
AUGACCCACAAAUGUGAUAGUGUAUUUCGCACUUAUAGAAUCGAUCGCAGUAAAGGUCAAGUAUUUGGAGCAACGGAAAUCAAGGCAAAAUAUAGUAUUUUUUCCGGACAUUUUAAAGACUCGUUUGUUAAAUUAUCAACAACUCUAAAAGACAUGCUUAAUGACCUUAUAAAAAUAAAACCUUCCAUGUAUAAAUCACUUCAGACAGUUGGAUUUAUUCACUCUGGACUUUCGUUUACAAUGUUUAAUGUAGACAGACCGACGCCUAAUAUCACAGGAAUCAAUAGACAAGAACCAAUAAUCAUUGGUCAUUCCAUUGAACACUUUGGAGAAACAGUUCUUCCAGCUAUGGUUUCUGCUUGGAUUGCAACAGAUAUUGUCAAAAGUACAAAAGAAGUCAAUAAGGCCGAAUACUAA